AUGAGAGCGCUCGGUGUUAUCCGGCUCACCAUGAGAUGGUGGGUCUUCUUCUUUCUCUCCACCUUGCCUUGGACCGCUCUCUCGGAAGGUGGUGAGCGCGGGAGCGUCAUGUGGCGCGGCGACUCUUUCGCCGUGGAGGACGCUUCCUCUUCUUUCCUGGCAUCGCCCAGCGGCAACUUCUCGUGCGGAUUCCGCCAGGUGGCCACGAACGCCUACACGUUCGUUAUCUGGUUCACGGCCUCGGCCGACGCCACCGUUGCUUGGACGGCCAACCGCGACGCCCCUGUCAAUGGUAGGGGCUCGCGAGCCGAGCUCCGGCGUGAUGGGUCGCUGGUGCUGCAGGACUUGGACGGCCACGUCGUGUGGAACACCAACAUCAGCACCACGAGCGCGGACCGCGCGGAGCUCCUCGACUCCGGCAACCUCGUGCUGUUCGACGAGUCCGGGCGCACGCUGUGGCAGAGCUUCGACUGGCCCACGGACACGCUCCUCCCGGGGCAGCCCAUCACGCGGUACCGGCGGCUGGUGUCGGCGUCAGCCAGGGGCCUGCCCUACUCCGGCUUCUACAGCUUCUACUUCGACAGCAACAAUAUCCUCAACCUCAUGUACGACGGCCCGGAGAUCAGCAGCAACUACUGGCCGAACCCCUUCAGCAAGUGGUGGGAAAACGGCCGGACGGCGUACAACAGCACGCGCUACGGCAGCCUAGACGUGCGUGGCCGCUUCUCCGCCAGCGACAAUCUGCAGUUCGACGCCUCCGACAUGGGCGCCCACGGCGUCAUGCGGCGCCUCACACUCGGCUACGACGGGAACCUCCGCAUGUACAGCCUCGACGUCUCCGGCGCGGGAACGUGGCAAGUCACGUGGGCGGCCCUCUCAAAUCCCUGCGACGUGCACGGGAUCUGCGGCCGGUACGGACUGUGCACGCAGGGGUUGGGCGGUGCCGGGGCGCCGGUGUGCUCGUGCCCGGAGGGGUUCGUCGUCGCCGAAGCCAGCGACUGGAGCAAGGGUUGCCGGCGCACAUUCGACGUGCGGUGCGGCGAGGACGUCUACUUCGCCAAGAUGCCAGGCGCGGACUACUCGGGCUUCGACCUCAACUACACCAAGGCCCUCACCUAUCACGAGUGCCGCCAGAUCUGCCUCGACGACUGCAACUGCGAGGCGUUCGGCUACAAGCACGGCGGCGGCGGCAAAUGCUACACUAAGAUCGCCCUCUGGAACGGCCGCCUUCCGGACAGCUAUCAGGUCAUCUACCUCAAGGUGCCACGCCGUGUCGGGCACCUGGACCCCUCCGUGCUGCACUUCGGCGGCCACGCGUGCACCGUGCUCGAGGUGAACGCCAGCAGCAACAGCUCCUCGUACUCGCACCUGCCGGCCGCACACAGCAAGCUCAACUUCGUCUACUUCUACUCCUUCCUGGCCGGGCUGUGCGUCAUGGAGGCCAUCUUCAUCGCCGCCGGGUAUCUGUUCGUGUUCCGAGCGGACACGGCGGCGCGGCGGAUCCGCGACCAAGGGUACAGCCUGGUGCUCGACCACUUCAAAAGGUUCACGUACGACGAGCUGUCGGCGGCGACCUGCGAGUUCAGCGAUGAGAUCGGGAGGAGCGCGUUGGGGGCUAUUUACAAGGGUGUCUUGGAUGACGGCCGGAGCGUCACAGUGACAAGGCUAGAGGAGGUGAUGCAGGCCGACGAGGUGUUCCGGUCGGAGCUGAGCGCCAUAGGGCGAAUCAACCACAUGAACCUCGUCAGGAUAUGGGGCUUCUGCUCCGAGCACUCGCACCGGCUCCUCGUCUCAGAGCACGUCGACAACGGCUCGCUCGACAAGGCCCUCUUCCUCCGCGGCGCGUCGUUGGGGUGGCACGCGAGGUACGGGAUCGCCGUCGGCGUCGCCAAGGGGCUGGCAUACCUCCACCACGAGUGCCUUGAGUGGAUCGUGCACUGCGACGUGAAGCCCGAGAACAUCAUGCUGGGCGCCGACCUGGAGCCCAAGAUCGCCGACUUCGGGCUCGCGGAGCUGCUGAGCCGCUCCCGGGUGCAGGGUACCAGGGGGUACAUCGCACCGGAGAUGGCGCUGAACCUUCCCAUAACGGGCAAGGCCGAUGUGUUCAGCUUCGGCGUCGUGCUGCUGGAGCUGCUCCGUGGGCAGAGGGUGUGCGACUGGGCGGUGGAUGCAGGAGAUGAGGAGGUGCUGCGCAUGGACUUCCGGCGGCGCGUCGCGCUGCUUAGGGAGGAGACGAGAGAUUUGCAGGAGGCGUGGCUGGAGGAGUUCGUCGACGCGCGGCUGCACGGCGAUUUCAGCUACCUGCAGGCAGCCACAAUGCUGGAGUUAGCGGUGUUGUGCGUGGACGACGAUCCGAGAAGGAGGCCUAGCAUGGACGCCGUCGUGCAAACGCUCCUCUCGACACAGGAUGUCAUGCCGACGUCCGUGCGUCAUGCCCAUGCGGCGUCUCCUGACCAAGAGAUCAGUCACAUCGAUCCCAUGGUCUAA
Messenger RNA from Triticum turgidum subsp. durum (durum wheat), 2487 nucleotides. Lineage: Eukaryota; Viridiplantae; Streptophyta; Magnoliopsida; Poales; Poaceae. The record is from the annotation of a GenBank genome assembly.